GCCUGUGAAACAGCAUACCAAAUAUGAAGAGAAGUGAAGAAUCCUAAUGUGGUUUACAGUGUUUGGCUCUUUGUGCACCAGAGGAAAACCUUUAACCACAAACACAGGAAGUGCUCUUCUAUAAAAAAAUCACCGCAAGGGCUUGAGAGCUUGAGAGUAGGUGUGUUGACAGAAAGCAUGUGGUAAAUGGCAGGGAUGUUUUUGUCAUGAAAGAAUAUAAAUGGCACAAGAGAAGAAGAAGAUUUAUGGUCACAGGAAGUAGAAUAACGGCCCACUCAGCCCAUUAAAUGACAAGUAAGAGAAAGUUGGACAUAUUUCACAUUGCAGUAAGAAAUGAAAAUUUGAAAAGAGAGAAUAUGUCAGACAAAUAUCAUGUUGCAAAUCUGGCAUAUUUCCACAAACAUAUUGGAAAAUGAGCUUUAUACUUCACUUCAGCAGCUUCUCAAAACGCUUUGGCAUUCCUUCAGUGAGUUUACUGUUUUUCCAGAUCAAUUUAAACCGUUUAUCAUCUUCUCCAACCGGCAUGAGAUUCGACGGAUCGAUCUUCACAAAGGAGAGUUCAGUGUGUUAGUGCCAGGCCUGAGAAACACCAUCGCCCUCGACUUUCACCUGAACGAGAGCUCGCUCUACUGGACAGACGUUGUUGAAGACAAGAUUUACCGCGGGAAACUGUCCGAGAAUGGCGCACUGACCAGUUUUGACGUGGUAAUCCAGUAUGGUUUAGCGACUCCAGAGGGUCUGGCUGUUGACUGGAUUGCUGGAAACAUCUACUGGGUGGAGAGUAAUCUGGAUCAGAUUGAGGUGGCUAAACUGGACGGGACAAUGCGUACCACUCUACUGGCAGGAGAUGUGGAGCACCCCCGAGCCAUCGCCCUCGACCCCAGAGAAGGGUAA
Triplophysa rosa is the source of this 894-nucleotide messenger RNA. RefSeq names its product low-density lipoprotein receptor-related protein 1-like. The transcript is spliced from 2 exons. The record is from RefSeq and is a predicted model, not a curated record. Bases 373 to 894 code for a protein of 173 amino acids. Lineage: Eukaryota; Metazoa; Chordata; Actinopteri; Cypriniformes; Nemacheilidae.